Molecule: messenger RNA, 6679 nt
Organism: Hippopotamus amphibius kiboko
Lineage: Eukaryota; Metazoa; Chordata; Mammalia; Artiodactyla; Hippopotamidae
Gene: MAP3K13
Product: mitogen-activated protein kinase kinase kinase 13
Exons: 15
Coding region: 239-3139 (966 amino acids)
Biological process (GO): protein autophosphorylation; JNK cascade
Molecular function (GO): ATP binding; JUN kinase kinase kinase activity; protein homodimerization activity
Source: RefSeq, a predicted model, not a curated record
GGUCACCGUGGAACCUUGUAUCCCAGUUUUGCAGAACUCUGAUAUCUGUGGGUGCUAACAUGGACUUCAUUUAAAGAAAUCCACGGACCAUUAAUGGACAAAAACAUGAAUCAGUUUGUGUUUUGGCAUUCAAAUCCUAGUACUUUGGGAAAGGUUCUGAAGCCCCCUCUUACAUCGGAACUCUGUUCUAAUGAUCCUCUGAGUAUCAUCUCAGGACCUUGGACACACUCAUGGCACGAUGGCCAACCCUCAGGAGCACCUGAGCUGUUCCUCUUCCCCACACUUACCUUUGAGUGAAAACAAAACCUUCGGUGGACUACAAGAUGUCAUCACACCUAUGGGAAGCCACCCUUCACCCAAGCCUCUUAAGGACCAGCAGGAAAAGGGGGCAGUGCAAACAGAGCUAACUGAGGGCAUCAACAGCCCCAUCACCACAACAGUGUUGACGAGUGUAAGUGAGGAUUCCAGGGACCAGUUUGAGAAUAGCGUUCUUCAGCUAAGGGAACAAGAUGAAUCAGAGAUGGCUGUGUCUCACGGGAACAGCAACACUGUGAAUGGAGAGGGCACAAGUGGAACUGAAGACAUCAAGAUUCAGUUCAGCAGGUCGGGCAGCAGCAGUGGUGGGUUUCUUGAAGGACUAUUUGGAUGCUUAAGGCCUGUAUGGAAUAUCAUUGGGAAGGCAUAUUCCACUGAUUACAAAUUGCAGCAGCAAGAUACUUGGGAAGUGCCAUUUGAGGAGAUCUCAGAGCUGCAGUGGCUGGGUAGUGGAGCCCAGGGAGCUGUCUUCCUGGGCAAGUUCCGAGCGGAGGAGGUGGCCAUCAAGAAAGUGAGAGAACAAAAUGAGACGGAUAUCAAGCAUUUGAGGAAGUUGAAGCACCCUAACAUCAUCGCUUUCAAGGGUGUUUGUACCCAGGCCCCAUGUUACUGUAUCAUCAUGGAAUACUGUGCCCACGGACAACUUUAUGAGGUUUUGCGAGCUGGCAGGAAGAUCACACCUCGAUUGCUAGUAGACUGGUCCACGGGAAUUGCAAGUGGAAUGAAUUAUUUGCACCUCCAUAAAAUUAUUCAUCGUGACCUCAAAUCACCCAAUGUUUUAGUAACUCACACAGACGCAGUAAAAAUUUCAGAUUUUGGUACAUCUAAGGAGCUCAGUGAUAAAAGUACCAAGAUGUCCUUCGCUGGCACAGUCGCAUGGAUGGCCCCAGAGGUGAUACGGAAUGAACCUGUCUCUGAGAAAGUCGACAUAUGGUCUUUUGGAGUGGUGCUUUGGGAGCUGCUAACAGGAGAGAUCCCAUACAAAGAUGUAGACUCUUCAGCCAUUAUUUGGGGUGUUGGAAGCAAUAGCCUACACCUUCCAGUUCCUUCCACUUGCCCUGAUGGAUUCAAAAUCCUUAUGAAGCAGACAUGGCAAAGUAAACCUCGCAACCGACCUUCUUUUCGGCAGACACUCAUGCAUUUAGACAUCGCAUCUGCAGAUGUACUUGCCACCCCGCAGGAAACUUACUUCAAGUCUCAGGCUGAAUGGAGAGAAGAAGUGAAAAAACACUUUGAGAAGAUCAAGAGUGAAGGAACUUGUAUCCACCGAUUAGAUGAAGAACUGAUUCGAAGGCGCAGAGAAGAGCUCAGGCAUGCUUUGGAUAUUCGUGAGCACUACGAGAGAAAGCUUGAGCGGGCUAAUAAUUUAUAUAUGGAAUUGAGUGCCAUCAUGCUGCAGCUGGAAAUGCGGGAGAAGGAGCUCAUCAAGCGUGAACAAGCAGUGGAGAAGAAGUAUCCUGGGACCUACAAACGACAUCCUGUCCGUCCAAUAAUCCACUCUAAUGCCAUGGAGAAACUCAUGAAGAGGAAAGGUGUGCCUCACAGACCUGGGAUGCAGGCCAAGCGGCCAGAUCUGUUGCGAUCUGAAGGUAUCCCCAGCGUGGAAGUGGCUCCCACUGCAUCCCCUUUGUCCGGAAGUCCCAAAAUGUCCACCUCCAGCAGCAAGAGCCGACAUCGGAGCAAACCACGCCACCGCCGCGGGGGUAGCCGAGGCAGCCACAGUGACUUUGUGGCGAUCUUGAAAAACCAGCCAGCCCAGGAAAAUUCACCCCAUCCCACUUCCCUGCACCCAGCUCAGUCCCAGUACCCUUCUCCCCAUCACCAUAAUCCUCUGCAGCAGCAAUACCAGCAGCCCUCUCCUGCCACGUCUCAGAGUCACCAUCCCAGACUCAGUGUGCACGGACAGGACAUUGCAACCUGCGCCAACAACCUGAGGUACUUUGGCCCCGCGGCAGCCCUGCGGAGCCCACUCAGCAACCAUGCUCAAAGACAGAUGCCUGGCUCCAGCCCUGACCUCAUCUCCACGGCCGUGGCAGCAGAUUGCUGGAGAAGUUCUGAGCCUGACAAGGGCCAGGCUGGCCCCUGGGGCUGUUGUCAGGCAGACCCCUAUGACCCCUGCCUCCAGUGCAGGCCAGGACAGCACGGGUCCUUAGACAUCCACUCUGCUGAGCCGGUGGGGAGGAGCCCCAACCUUUCCAAGCCACCAGCACACAAUCCCCUCUCGGAAAACGCCCAAGGUUCUGAGAAAAUGGAAGGAAGUGAAUUCGGCAGCUGUCAGUCUGCAUCAUCCCUUGGCACCUCUCAUCACACCACCCCCCCAGUGCUACCUCGAAAAGCAAGACCCCUUCAGAAGAGUGGAGAUGACUCCUCUGAAGAGGAAGAAGGGGAAGUAGAUAGUGAAGUUGAAUUUCCACGAAGACAGAGGCCCCAUCGCUGCAUCAGCAGCUGCCAGUCAUAUUCAACCUUUAGCUCUGAGAAUUUCUCUGUGUCUGACGGAGAGGAAGGAAAUACCAGUGACCACUCAAACAGCCCUGAUGAGUUAGCAGACAAACUUGAAGACCGCCUGGCAGAGAAGCUAGAUGACCUGCUGGCCCAGACGCCGGAGAUCCCCAUUGAGAUAUCCUCGCAUUCGGAUGGGCUCUCCGACAAGGAGUGUGCUGUGCGCCGCGUGAAGACGCAGAUGUCUCUGGGCAAGCUGUGCGCAGAGGAACGUGGCUAUGAGAAUCCUAUGCAGUUUGAAGAAUCGGACUGUGACUCUUCAGAUGGGGAGUGUUCUGAUGCCACCGUUAGGACCAAUAAACACUACAGCUCUGCGACUUGGUAGUGGAAGAAUACGCACCCUGAAGAUCUCAUAACUAAACUGGCAUUUCAGAUCCAUCCCACCCCCAGACUCUUCUCACUCUCUCCCUGCUUUUUUGUCUGGGAUGAGAGCGGCCCCAUUUUUCUUACCCCUAGAAAUGAGUUGCAAUAACAGGAACAUGAGACUUCGCAAAUCUCUGGAAAAAAAUAUCCAAAUGAAAUUAAGUCUCACCGAACAUUUCAAUCAAGAAUGGCAGGGAUCUAUUUUAUUGAAUAUUCUAGCUACUGUAACAUUGAUAUUUAUUUUUGUUUGACAUUUUAACACUUUGUACUGUAAAGAGUGAACUAUAUAUGACAGAGAGAAAGACAAUAAUUUCUUGCAAAAAAAAAGAGAGAAAGGAGGAAAGAAAAGAAGUGGAAUUUAGGAGCACCAUCCUUGGGAAUUUGUGGGGCCAGGAGGUAUUAUUGCUACUUGAACAGGGGACCAGUUCUUUUGACCAUAAGUGACUGAAGAAGAGCCAGAGCAAGACAUACUCUGCUGUCAAGGACAGCAAAAGAAAAGCAAUCCCAGGUAACCUGUGAACAGACCACAUUAAAUUCAACCAGCUUGUCCAGUUGGGUGAUGGAAAAGACCUAGAAAAUUUUGGAGACCAGAUACUUGCACCCAAGGUCUUUGAGGGCAUGUGCUUCCUCUAGAAGGAAAAAGAAAACUGUGUACGUGGAAGCUGAUCUCAUUUUUAAAAUUUUAAGCAGUAUUUGGUAGUGAGACUUACAGAUAGUAUCCAACCUUGUCCUUGGCAAAUAUUCCGCUUUUUAAUGCUGUCAAUGUCAUUACCUUGGCAAGUGCAUUACCCUGACCAAUGUGUUGAUUUUUCAAACUCAAGUGCCAUUUUCCUGUAGCCUGUUUCCUUUCCAUCUAUUGACAACUUCUUUUAGGGAGAAAGGGGGCAGGGGAGGGAGAGCCUGAGGAGGAGAGAAGGAGAAGACAAAAAGAGAAUGCCCAACAACGCUGGAAAAGCAAAUGUGGAAUUUGUAAAAGGACAUUCUCAGAAUGUCUCAGUUCAACUACGUGCAGAAGAUGGGAUCACCCCUCCCUGGAACCAGGUUGCUUGUCUACUAGAGUUUAAUUGAUUUAAACAGAACAGUCCUUGAAGGCAGCUAAGAGGUGUAUGAGUGUGCCCAAUGUCCAGUUCCAAACCACCCCCCGCCCAAGUUUUAAUUUGUUAACUCAUUCUAUCCCAGAAGCUUUAGUGACUGGCUACCACUAUCAGAGUAAAGGCAAAAAUAAGCAGCUUGCAAAGGGCAACCCCUCCCUUACUACAAUAGCAUUUUUGUUAAAUGCUACUUGUAACAUAUACUUGGAUCAAUGUAGUUUUCAAUAAUUGGAUUUGGAAAUUCAUAGAAAGAACAACUGAUGCUAAGCAGAGAUUGGAAAGAUUUUAUAUCGUCCAAGGCAUGAGCUCCUUCCUGUCUCCAGGGUCACGGGCUCUGUGAAACAAACCAAGGUACUUCAUGGUGCCUCGGCUUUAAGGAAAUUUUUAUCUAGAAUUUUAUAUAAAAACAGAUGUUGGCCUAGUUCCUGUCUGUCUCCAAAAUCAGUUACUGCCAAACAACCUCUCUCAGCUCAAGACCUGGAGAGGGUGGCUAGACACUUUGAUGUUGCCUCAGACUGCACUUCAGGAGAGACUGACAUACACAGGUAUUAAACCAUUUCCAGUGCAGAUGAAGACAUCACCCUCCUCUGGGUGUCACUGAUUGCAUCGGCCAAAGGAAAAGGAAAGGAAAAGCAGGAGGGAACUUAGAGCAGUUCCUUUUGCUUGUUUGAUCCCUCCAUUUGUUUACACUUUAUGUUGAGACAUUGAUUUAAAAUUUAGUGUCUGCAAGUUAUAGCUCUUAGGUAGGAUGAAGGAAAAUGUUUAACUUAUACAGAAAGCAGUAUUGUUUCAUUAAAUUAUUCCAUUUUGUAUAAAUUCUGUAGCUGGACUACAUGAAAGAUCUUAAGUUAUGGCAUUAUUAUUGUUAUUUUAUUUUAUAAUAAUUAUUCUCAUUUUCUGUCGAUCAGAAGGUGUGGUUUAUGGUGUAGCACAAUGAUUGUGUUUAUUGCUAACCGUGAAUUACUAUGGAUUUUUAUGAAGGAAUGAAAAUGGAACUGCCAUUUGGGAGCUCCCUGGUAUUUGUCUUCGCUGUAUCCCCUCAUUUUCUGUGUACAACAACAAUCACCUGAGGAUGCGGGCACUGCCCUGAGGUCCAGUAGGUACGCUGUGAUUUUGACUUGAUCACAAAAGCUCCUAGGUAGGCACCAGAUGACUGAGUGGCAGACAGAGUUCAAAAGCUGUACCCAUUCUCAAGUUGCUUAAGAAAUAAAAUCAUGGAGCUACAUUAGAAGCACAAAGAGAAUUAUUUAAUGCCCUGAGAGGAGGAGGCCUACAGGGAAUCUGCCUGAGGCCUGUAGGGUAGAUAGUUUUGAGAACUGGCAACAUAGUUUGUAAUGUCCUUCCUGUGAAAUCCCAUAAAACCAACCUUUUUCUCCUAGUGGAGAGACUGAAAAAAGGAAAUAAAUAGAUGGCAUGACAAAAAAUGAUGUUAUCUCAUAGCAAGACUAGAGGAAUUCUAGAAUGAGGCUUAGUCUCUUAGUCACAGAGCUGGAAAAGUACCAUAUUUUUCAUCCUCUGACUUCAGACCACACCAUACUGUGAAUCUCUCUGGGUCAUUACUUCUGAGAACAGAGAGGCUACAACUAUGUGUCCUUUUUCAUUUUCUUUUUUUUAAUGUGGACCAUUUUUAAAGUCUUUAUUGAAUUUGUUACAAUAUUGCUUCUGUUCUAUGUUUUGGUGUUUUGGUCACAAGGCAUGUGGGAUCUUAGCUCCCCAACCAGGGAUUGAACCUGCACCCCCUGCAUUGGAAGGCGAAGUCUUAACCACUGGACUGCCAGGGAAGUCCCUCUUUGUCUUUCUGUCCAACAUAAAACACUGACCCUUCAGCAUGUCCAGGUCUUGCCCACCUGUAGUGGCCAAAGAGAAACAUGAAGGUCAGCAUGUCUUACCCCUUUUAAUGACGGUCUUCCUGGAAAACCCACUCCAGUACCUCAUAAUGUUGAUAACUUUUUUGAAUUCCCAUCUUGACUGUCUGUCAUGAUAAUGCCAUAUACCUGUCUGGAUUGACUGUUAAUGAGUGUGUUAGGGUAGCAGACGGUGUUGAAUCUUCAAGUCAUUCGCUGUAUUGUCAAGAGUUGAAUAAAGUUCCACAUUGAACAUUUUACUUAUUUUUUAGUAGAAGUGACUAGAGGCUUCAGAGAACAGUGUCUUUAGUCUAGGUUAGAAGAGCAAUGCCUUCUCUAUCCCAUGCUUUCCUUCACUGCCUGUCUUGAAAUAACCAGGACCGUUUUGAAUUGGUGUUUCUUUGAGAACAACUCCACAGUCAUCUGAAGAGUGUGGAAAGAAGAGCUCAGGGAAUUUAAGAGCUAAUUCUUCAGUCUGACAACUGGGCAACAGUGCUCUAAGGAAACUCCCAGGACUAUGAUUUCAAGCUUCAUUGUUGAUCAAAAGUUUAACCCCCUUGAGAUGAA